UCUUCACUCCUUGUCAUCUUCGCGCGCGCUUCAUCGAUUUUCAUCUUCCUCACUGCAAAAUCGAAGAAGCAGAAGGAGAGAAAUGCCAGUUUCUUCACCGUCUGCUCCUCGUCUACGGUCUCCGUUCAUUCACCGUCCGAUCAACUUCACCCCUUCUUCUUCUUCUUCGACUUCUCGUUCGUUUUCGGCGAGGAAUCUCCGGUCGCCCGGGACAUCUUAUCCGCGGAUCAGGGCCGUCGACCUCGACCAGAACACGGUAGUCGCGAUUUCUGUCGGCUUGGUGAGCGUCGCUAUCGGAAUCGGAAUACCGGUGUUCUACGAGACGCAAAUCGACAAUGCCGCUAAGCGAGAGAAUACUCAAGCUUGCUUCCCCUGCAAUGGUAGCGGAGCCCAGAAAUGCAGGUUGUGCAUGGGAAGUGGUUCAGUGACUGUAGAGCUCGGUGGAGGCGAGAAGGAAGUCUCCAACUGCAUCAACUGCGACGGCGUCGGUUCCUUAACCUGCACCACUUGUCAAGGCUCCGGGAUUCAACCUCGGUACCUGGACCGCAGGGAGUUCAAAGAUGAUGAUUAAAAACCGAUGACUAUAUGGUAUCUUUGCAUUGGAGAAAGCUGAAAGGUAUGGCUUUUUCCAUCUUCCCACGUUGUUCAUAGUUCUUCAUGUGAUGUUGUACCGUACUGUGAUCCUUUUGUCUCCUUGAAUCACUAUUACAAUGAGCGUACGGUCCAUUUGGUGAAUAGGGUUAAUGGAGUUAAUACUGUUCAAUGAUCA
Messenger RNA from Tarenaya hassleriana, 769 nucleotides. Its product is annotated as protein disulfide-isomerase LQY1, chloroplastic. The transcript is spliced from 5 exons. The coding region runs from base 83 to 571 and encodes 162 amino acids. NCBI's taxonomy places the organism in Eukaryota, Viridiplantae, Streptophyta, Magnoliopsida, Brassicales, Cleomaceae. The record is from RefSeq and is a predicted model, not a curated record.